Dibothriocephalus latus is the source of this 810-nucleotide messenger RNA. Lineage: Eukaryota; Metazoa; Platyhelminthes; Cestoda; Diphyllobothriidea; Diphyllobothriidae. The record is from the annotation of a GenBank genome assembly.
AUGAGCAAAGACGAAAUAAUUGAACUGAAGAAUAAGACAAAGGAAAUGUUUUUUCACGCCUACAGAAGUUACAUGAAAAAUGCUUUUCCGGCAGACGAAUUGAUGCCCCUUAGUUGCAAGGGUCGCUAUCGUAACUCUGAACCGAGUCGGGGUGACAUUGACGAUGCGCUCGGUAACUUUUCGCUCACACUAAUCGAUAGCCUUGACACCUUCGGUCUUCUUGGCGGCCACGUAGCAGCGUUGGAACUGAAGGCAUCUCAUCCAAAUCGCAUGACCUGGUACGACAAACAGUUACUUGAAAUGGCCGUGGAUGCAGGCAACCGACUUCUGCCAGCUUUCAACACAUCAACCGGGCUGCCUUACCCACGGGUCAAUCUUAAUAUCGGCCGUGGAAAUCCGCGCCGUACAGAGGUUAGCCAGAUUUCCUCUAUUUUUCACCAAAAUGUGUACUUUUAUUAUCUCACCAGCCUCAUAGACCCAAAUAUGCCGCCCUUUUCUACUGCAGAGGUGUCGACUCAUUUGUUGUCGAAUGUCUACUUUUACCUUUUUAACACACAUUUUACGUUUUUUUGGCAAAAAAGCACGUCAAGCCCCUUCAAUAUCAGGGGAUAUACCGUUUUUGAAUUCUUUCUUUUCAGUGGACUUCCGUUCUUUCCUAAUGCACCUUUUGUCGGAGGUGAUAUACCUGAUCUCAGGUUCACUGAUUUCGUAGAAGUCUUUGUUGUACGUCGGUCACCAUUAAACCUCAUGACACCAUGUCAUAUUUCCUUACAAAAACGUCCGCGUGGACCAACGUGCUCCGCAGCCUAA